Ochlerotatus camptorhynchus is the source of this 1307-nucleotide messenger RNA. RefSeq lists its product as uncharacterized. The record is from RefSeq and is a predicted model, not a curated record. The transcript has 2 exons. NCBI's taxonomy places the organism in Eukaryota, Metazoa, Arthropoda, Insecta, Diptera, Culicidae. Gene Ontology annotation, cellular component: cytosol. The coding region runs from base 134 to 1159 and encodes 341 amino acids.
GCUCGCAUCGAGAACAAAGUAGUUAUUUUGUUGAACGUAGUUGCGCUUAUCGUAAAAGUGGUGAUUCAUAUAAAAUUAAAAAUCUUGUAGUGUUCCUGUAGGGUAGGGUUUGCUCUGUGAAUGUUCGAAAGCAAUGUUUAGCAACAUGGACAUUUUCAAAACUAUUUUCAUAUUCAGUUUUCUCGGACUCGGUGGUACAGUUGCACAGAAGCAAGUUCACGACUGCAAGGAAAUCGAAUAUUUCGUCGGACAGUACGUCCGAUUGCUCAACCAGUUGCCUGUUCAAACUUACCCGGUAAAUUCCUUCUGCACCAGCAACCAAACGGUUUCGCAUUACAAAACAGCUGUCGAGUGGUUCCACUACGCCCAAGGUAAUAAAACCUGUGAAAAAAACUUGAACCAAAACCGAUUGAAUGUGUUUCAAACGUUGUACGACCAAAUAACGUCAAUCUGGGAUGCUGCCCACUGUCAGGAUUGCGUUGCCAAUCAAAACGAUACGGCUGAAUUCUUUCAAUAUUAUGAUGAACUGCAAAACUGCGCCAAGAAUUACACAAAUCCAUGUGACGUUUGUGCCGGAAACUACAACCAUAUGCAGGUCUACUACGAGGGUUUGGUGCAAAACCGAAAAGGGUUGAUAUGCUUCGACAUCGAAGACCGAAUGAAUCAGACCAGAUACGCCUGGAGUGCCAUAUACAACUGCUGCAAAGGCAAGCAACAUUCACAGACGGCAUUUAUCUGGUUUGCUUCGGGAAUCAGUAGCCUGCCGGUUAUUUUUUACGUAAUGAUGUACUUAAUUACCUGCCGAAAAGAAGCACGCGAACGAGCAGCUGCUCCUCUGCUGAAUGAUCGAACAGUAGCGGGCACGGUGGAGGAACGGGAUGAGCCUCAGGCGAGUACGAGCAGUGUGCCGCAGCAGCUGCAUGACAAAGAAAAUGAGGACGAUCGGUACAGCGUGGAAGCCGAACCAAAGCUGAAUAAUCUGGACAAAGCAGCAGGCGUUCGAGAAAGUAAGUUGAUUGAUUUGGACAGUGAAUCCAGAGAUAAUCUCAACUCGAAUCAAGAUUUGAAGUCCCUUCCUAAUAAAAACGAUGACGACGAUGAUGUUAGUAUUCUCAGAAGCUCGGCAGUCAACGUCGGGGUUGGUGACUUAUUCGACUGAGAUCUUUGUGUUUGUGUAUCUGGUUUGUUUGGUAGAAUAUAAGAAAAUUUUAGAAGAAUCCAUAAACCAAAACAACAAAUCAUACAGCUUUGUAGAGUUCAAUUGGUACAAAAUCAAAUCUCUCGUGAAUAUAAAUAAAUAUGUAAGC